GCGACGAUGGCGCAAGACGAACAAGCCGCCCCUGCGCCAAAGCGGAGGGCUCUGCCCUUCAAGCGGACCGUAGCACGGAAGCAGCAGGCAGUUACCAAUACUAGAGAUAACGAGGAGGACAACGACCUCGACCUUUUCCGUCACUCCAAAGAAGUGUUUCCCGAGAUUCUCCGGGAAGUCCAGGAGGCAGAGGAGGAGCAACAGCACGACCGAAAGCGCAGGAGGACCUCAGCAAGCCCUUCACACGGAACCCAUUCCUCACGCAAGCAAUCAAUAGUACUGGACGGUUCCGACGAUGACCUAAUAAUGGACGUUAAGGGAAAAGGCAAGGAGGUAAUCCCAGCCAGGAGACCAUUCACGCCAGUGAAGCCUGCUGCAGCUGGACCCAGGACCCCAGGGCCAACUCCCAUAACCCCAGCUUCUCAGCGAGCCGCUUCACGAAACCCAGUCGGUUCGCCAGAACAUCCCGUCGCAAUAAUCGACUCCGACUCCGACGACGAUUCCAGCCCUCUCGCUGUCGCAUCCCCUUUCCAAACAAAGAAGACAACCAAGCCUGCAACACUCCCCCAAAGCGGCUCCUCCUCGCCCAUUGAGAUCCUCCCAACCAACCCCUCCUUAUCUCCCUCCAAACCCACCACCGCCACAACCACCCCAACCCCAACCCAAAACGACGACGACGAGUUCAGCGAAUGGGUCGCCAAAGCCCGCGCCAUCCAAGCCGCCCAAAGCCAAGAAGCCGUCGUCCAAGUGAUCAUCAGUUCCCCCCUGGCAGGCGGCGCCAACAAGCCGCUGAUGGCCAAGCUUCGCCUCAACCAGGGGGUCCAGCUGCUCCUGCGGGUAUGGAUCGCACAGAACUGCGCCGCGGGCAUCACAAUCCCUGACGACGUGGCCGAGCGGCUGUUCCUCACGUGGAAGGGCAACAAGAUCUACGGGCACAGCACGCUCGCGUCGCUGGGUGUGGCGGUCGACGCGCAAGGGAAUCUGAAGGGCGGGUUGAGGGGUGGGGAGGGGUACUUGCGCGGCGGGAUCCACUUGGAGGUGUGGACCGAGGAGGCGUAUGCCGAGUAUCUGGCGAAUCGCGGCAAGGAGAGGGCAAUGAUGCUUGGGGAUGCAGGGGAGGACGGGGUGGAUGGGGGUGUGGCGGGGGAGAGUGGAGGGGAGGAGACGGCACCGCCCAAGAAAAAAGGGAUUCGGAUUGUGCUCAAAGCAAAGGACCAUGAGCCGCUUAAGCUUACGGCGAGGGAGGAGACGAAUGUGGAGGCGCUUAUUGAGGCGUUCCGGACACAGCGGAAUAUUGGGCCCGAAUUCGAGGUUGCGAUCUGGUUUGAUGGGGAGAAAUUGGAUGCGGAGGCUCUGGUCACGGAUAUUGACGUUGACCCGGACGAGGCUAACCAGCUGGAGGUCCAUAUCAAGAAGAUUGGACGUUGA
Parathielavia appendiculata is the source of this 1428-nucleotide messenger RNA. RefSeq lists its product as uncharacterized. The transcript has a single exon. The annotation marks the transcript as partial. The record is from RefSeq and is a predicted model, not a curated record. NCBI's taxonomy places the organism in Eukaryota, Fungi, Ascomycota, Sordariomycetes, Sordariales, Chaetomiaceae.